Molecule: messenger RNA, 3354 nt
Organism: Kalmanozyma brasiliensis GHG001
Lineage: Eukaryota; Fungi; Basidiomycota; Ustilaginomycetes; Ustilaginales
Product: ICP0-binding domain of Ubiquitin-specific protease 7
Exons: 1
Coding region: 1-3354 (1117 amino acids)
Biological process (GO): protein deubiquitination; regulation of protein stability
Cellular component (GO): cytosol; nucleus
Molecular function (GO): protein binding; cysteine-type deubiquitinase activity; cysteine-type endopeptidase activity
Source: RefSeq, a predicted model, not a curated record
AUGGACCCGCAUCUCGACCCGUCGACCGCCAUGGUCGAUCCCAACAUGGACAAAAAUGCCGCCCCCAUGGAGGUGGAGGAGCCCGUCUCUGUACAUGACGCCAAGGCAUUCGCCGAGAAGCAUCUCGCCGAUCUCGGCCAAGAGGAGGAAGCCUUCGCCGUCUGCACAUGGAAGGUCAAGGGGUGGCGCACACUAGACAAACGACUCACCGGCCCAGAGUUCGAGUGCGGCGGUCAUCGAUGGCGCAUCCUCCUGUUCCCCUUUGGCAAUUCCAAUGGCCAGCCCAACGACAUGGUUUCGGUCUACCUUGACUACGCGGAUCCCAAGGGCAGUCCCGAGGGCUGGCACGUCUGCGCACAGUUCGCCCUCGUCAUCUCGAAUCCACAGGACCCCACCAUCUUCUCUACAAGUCAAGCACACCACCGCUUCACUGCAGAGGAGAUGGACUGGGGCUUCACCCGCUUCAACGAGCUCCGAAAGCUCGCUGUGCCCACUGACGGCCGAAGCCGGCCCAUCAUCGAGAACGACUGCGCCGAUGUCACUGCCUAUGUGCGCGUCCUCAAGGAUCCCACCGGUGUUCUUUGGCACAACUUUAUCAACUACGACUCGAAGAAGGAGACCGGCUACGUGGGCCUGAAGAAUCAGGGUGCCACUUGCUACAUGAACUCGCUCCUCCAGUCGCUGUUCUGCACACAUUACUUCCGUAAGGCCGUCUAUCAAAUACCCACCGAAGGCGACAUCCCCUCCGAAAGCGUUGCAUUGGCGUUGCAACGCGUCUUCUACCUGCUCCAAACAUCAGAGCAGCCCGUCGGCACCAACGAGCUGACCAAAUCGUUCGGCUGGAAAUCGCUCGACAGCUUCCUCCAGCACGACGUGCAGGAGUUCAACCGUGUCCUGCAGGAGAAGCUCGAGACCAAGAUGAAAGGUACCGCUGCGGAUGGCGCCAUCACGAGACUAUUCGUCGGCAAGAUGAAGUCAUACCUCCGAUGUGUCAACGUCGACUACGAGUCGUCGCGCUCUGAGGAGUUCUACGAUAUCCAGCUCAACGUCAAGGGCAUGAACACCCUAGCCGACUCGUUCCGCGACUACGUGCAGACCGAAAUGCUCGAAGGCGACAACAAGUACCACGCCGAGGGGUACGGUCUCCAAGAUGCGAAGAAGGGUGUCAUCUUCGAGAACUUCCCACCGGUGCUCCAUAUGCAGCUCAAGCGGUUCGAGUACGACAUCGAGAAGGACUCGAUGGUCAAGAUCAACGACCGCCACGAGUUCCCGCUCGAGAUCGAUCUCGCCGACUACCUCGACAAGGAGUCACCCGUCAGCAAGGAGGACUGGAAGUACAAGCUGCACGGCGUUCUCGUCCACUCGGGCGACUUGCACGGCGGCCACUACUUUGCGCUGCUCAAGCCGGAAAAGAAUAGCAAUUGGUUCAAGUUCGACGACGACCGCGUCACGCCCGUGACCGAGAAGGAGGUGCUCGAGGACAACUACGGAGGCGAGAUCCCCAACGGCCACCCGGCAGGGCAGAUUGGCGCCCGUGCUCCCGUGCGGGCUAUGAAGCGUUUCACCAACGCAUACAUGCUGGUGUACGUGCGCGAGCGCGAUAUUGACGAGGUCCUCAAGCCCAUGGCACCAGAAGACACGCCAGUGCACCUGCGUCAGCGACUCGAGGACGAGCGUCUCCAGAUGGAGGCACGCAAACGCGAGCGCGAGGAGCAGCACCUCUACCUCACCGUCAAGCUGAUCACCGAAGACACCUUCCGCGGCCAUCAAGGCUUCGAUCUGGCCACCUUCGAGGAGCGCAACCUCCCUGCCACCGACCUGCCAACGUUCCGCGUGCUCAAGAACGAGUUGUAUCUCAACUUCAAGUCACGCAUCGCAGCGCAGUACAACCUGUCCGAGGAUCAGCUCCGCAUGUGGGUGCUGGUCAACCGUCAGAACAAGACGGUGCGACCCGAUACCGUCGUGCCCGAGAACGACCCCAAUCUCACGCUCGAGACGGUGCGCGACCGCAUGGCAUCGCGCCAGCACGAUCUGCGCCUCUUCCUCGAGGUGGUCAACGGCGAAAUUCCCAACACGGAAGCCAACCCGUCGAUGAUGAUCUUCCUCAAAUACUUCGACACGUCGAGGCAGACAUUGCUGGGAGUCUCGCGCGUCUACGUCCAGCGCCACAUGAAGGUGGGCGAUCUGGCGCCGACCAUCAACGAGCUCAUGCGCUGGCCACCAGCGACGCAGGUCAAGCUCUUUGAGGAGAUCAAGCCGGGCAUGAUCGAGCAGAUGAAGCCCAAGGCCACCUUUUCGCAGAGCGAGAUCCAGGACGGCGACGUGAUCUGCUUCCAGAUCGAGCUGUCGGAGAAGGACGCGCACGACUACGAGUCGCAGUCGCUCUACUCGAAUCCGAUCCAGUUCUACGACUUUUUGCAGAACCAGAUCAAGGUGCUGUUCAAGCCGCGCUUCGAGGACGUCGACUACAAGGCCGAGUUCGAGCUGACGCUGAGCAAGAAGAUGACGUACGACAUGAUGGCGGCCAAAGCGGGCGAGCGACUCAAGCACGAUCCGUUCAAGCUUCGCUUCACCACGGGCAACGGGCCGAACGGAACGCCCAAGACGGUGCUCAAGCGCACGGCCAACCAGACGGUCAACGAGAUUGUGUCGCCGAGCUACAUCCAGGGUCAAGCGUCGUUGUUGUACUACGAGCUGCUCGAUGUGAGCAUCAUCGAGCUCGAGACGAAGCGCAACUUGAAGAUCUACUGGACGGGGGCGAACAACAAGGAGGAUUCGGUGCACCAGUUCCUGCUUCCCAAGACGUCGACGAUUGCGGAGGUGAACGAGCAGUUGGCGCGCCAGGUGAAGUUGACGCCGAACGGCAGCGGCAAGGUUCGACUGUUCGAGGCGAUCCACAACGGGCGUCAGCAGCGCGAGUUCCUGGGCGUCGAGAUGAUCGGCAACAUUGGCGAGUCCGCCGAGCUGUUUGCGGAAGAAGUACCGGUCGAAGAGCUCAACCUCACGGAGGACGACAAGAUCAUCAACGUCUUCCACUUUAGCAAGGAGCUGGCCCGGACGCACGGUGUACCAUUCCGCUUCGUCGUCAAGCGCAACGAGCCCUUCCGCGAAACAAGGCGACGUCUACAGGAAAGGUUGGAGGUCCAGGAGAAGGAAUUCGCCAAAUUCCGUUUCGCCCUCGUCCAAAGCUCCACAUACAAGCAACCCACCUACCUCGAAGACGACGAUCUGCUCUACGAACACAAGUUCCAACCCGACGACGCCCUCGGAUUGGACCACCUCGAUAGGAGCGGCCGUGCCGCCAGAUUCGGCAACGGCGCCGUCCAGGAUAAGGGCAUUCGCAUUCGUAGUUAA